Molecule: messenger RNA, 1716 nt
Organism: Oryza brachyantha (malo sina)
Lineage: Eukaryota; Viridiplantae; Streptophyta; Magnoliopsida; Poales; Poaceae
Product: myosin-16-like
Exons: 1
Coding region: 20-1564 (514 amino acids)
Source: RefSeq, a predicted model, not a curated record
CCCUAGUGAGAAAAAAGCCAUGGCCAAGAAGAAGUCCGCCGCCGCCGCCGCCGCCGGCAACGGUCACCACGCCGCUGAUGCGGUGAACGGCAACGGGUUCCACGCCGGGGCGGCGCCGCCGCCAGGCGCGGAUGAGGCGGUGGUGGUGGUGCGGGAGGAGAAGCGGGACCAGAAGGCGGAGAAGCUCAAGGCGCUCAACUCCAUCCUCCUCAAGGAGGCCGCGGACCGGCGGGGCCAGGUGGCGGCGCUCACCAGCCGCCUCGACGAGCUCUCCGCGGACGACGCGGCGCUCGCCGCCGCCGAGCGCACCGUGGCGCAGGCCGCGCUCGCCGCGCCCCUCCGCGCCGCCGCCGACGAGGUCUCCGCGCUCCGUGCCCGCCUCGCCGCCGUCGAGGAGUCCCUCCGGUCCGCGGAGUCGAGGGGGGCGUCCGAGGCGGCCGCCAAGGACGCGGCCAACGCGCGCGUCGAGGCCGUCGCCGAGGAGAAGGCCCGGUUCCUGAAGCUUAUCCAGGUGAAGGAGGCGGAGGUCGCGUCGGUAUCCCACAAGGUCUCGAAAUUGGAGGCCAUGGUGGCGGAUUUGGAGAUGAAGAAUUCCGAGAUGUUCUGUGCGAAGGACGAAGUGGCGAUGCAAUUGGAGGCAACGAAGGAGGCGGUUCGGAUGGCGUCUGACCAGAAGUUGGCGGUGUUGAUGAGUUUGAACGAGCUCAAGAACACAUCCCAGGUUCACCAGAUUGAAAUGGAGGAGAAGGUAAAGGCGAAGGUGGAGGAAUUGAAGGCGAUGGGUGCCAAGAAGGCGGAGAUGGAUGCGAGGGUGGUGUCAUUGGAGGCGGAGCUCAAGGCUGCAGUGGCUAAGAGAGGGGAAUUGGAGGCUGAUCUGACAGCGAAGAAGAGGGAAUUUGAUAUGGUGAAGGGUGAGAACGACAGGCUCCAUUUGGAGGUUGCAACAGCAGAGAAGAAACACCGCGCAUCCGAAGCGGAGGUUGAGAGGCUCUGGGCAGAAUUGGGUGUGUUGACGAAGGAGAAGGAGGCAGCUGCCAAGGCAUUCGAUGCCGAGAAGGCGGGUAUCAUGAGGGAAUUGGAGGAGCUCAAGAGGAAGGUGGAUGAAGUCCAGGCCAGCAAGGCGGCGACCGAGAAGGCAGGGCGCGAGAAGGAUGCCCAAGCUGUUAAGCUGAGGGCUGAAUUGAAGGAGCUCCAUGCUUCCAUGUCGGAGCUCCAAGCAUCCUGUGAUGAGCUCGACACGAGGCGCGUGCGCCUGAAUGAUGAGAAGAAUUCUGUCCAGGAAGCACUGGAUGCUGAGAAGGCCGAAGCGCGCAAGCUGAAGUCGAGAAUCGAGGUGCUCGAGAACUGCAAUGGUGAGAAGGAUGGUGAGAUUGGGAAGCUGAAGGUGGCGCUGGAGGAAAAGAAGGAGAAGAUCGAUGUCCUAAGCAAUAACAUUGAGCUGCUGAAUCUCGCAGUGGCUGAGGCACAGAAGAGGAGGAAGGGUGGCAUUUGGGCUUGGCUGUACGCUGCCACGACAACCAUGGUGGCCGCCAUCUCCUUCAUCUAUGCCACCCGGUCCCGGUGAAGGAACUGCACUUUGCUUUUUUGCUAUGUUACCUUUUCUGUUUUACAUGCUUAUCAACUCAAUGAUAAGGUUGCUAUCUCGCUGUAUUGCUCUAUGAUGGUGAUCAGCUGGCACUAUGCAAUGAAAUGGAAACUUUUGCUUAUGUUCUGAUA